AUGGUUAAGGCUGGAUUUGCGGGUGAUGAUGCUCCAAGAGCUGUGUUCCCUAGCAUUGUUGGCCGCCCCCGUCACACCGGUGUAAUGGUAGGCAUGGGACAAAAAGAUGCUUAUGUUGGAGAUGAAGCUCAGUCAAAGCGUGGUAUUUUAACCCUAAAAUACCCAAUUGAGCAUGGAAUUGUGAGCAAUUGGGAUGACAUGGAGAAGAUAUGGCAUCACACUUUCUACAAUGAGCUCCGUGUUGCCCCAGAAGAGCAUCCGGUUCUUCUGACUGAAGCACCUCUCAACCCCAAGGCUAACCGUGAGAAGAUGACUCAAAUUAUGUUUGAGACAUUCAACACCCCCGCUAUGUAUGUUGCUAUUCAAGCUGUUCUUUCCCUGUAUGCUAGUGGUCGUACAACCGGUAUUGUGCUGGAUUCUGGUGAUGGUGUCAGCCACACUGUUCCCAUCUACGAGGGGUAUGCCCUCCCUCAUGCUAUCCUUCGUCUCGACUUGGCUGGUCGUGACCUUACUGAUCACUUGAUGAAAAUCCUCACAGAGCGUGGUUACUCUUUCACCACCUCUGCAGAGCGGGAAAUUGUGAGAGACAUGAAAGAAAAGUUAGCUUACAUUGCCCUUGACUAUGAGCAGGAGCUUGAGACUUCAAAAACUAGCUCUUCUGUGGAAAAGAGCUAUGAGUUGCCUGAUGGGCAGGUUAUUACAAUUGGCGCUGAGCGUUUCCGAUGUCCUGAGGUUCUUUAUCAACCUUCAAUGAUCGGAAUGGAAGCAGCAGGCAUUCACGAAACCACAUACAACUCCAUCAUGAAGUGUGAUGUGGAUAUUAGGAAGGACCUUUACGGUAAUAUUGUACUUAGUGGUGGUUCGACCAUGUUUCCAGGCAUUGCUGACAGAAUGAGCAAGGAAAUUACUGCCCUAGCUCCAAGCAGCAUGAAGAUUAAGGUGGUUGCCCCUCCUGAAAGGAAAUACAGUGUAUGGAUAGGAGGCUCCAUCUUGGCAUCCCUCAGCACCUUCCAGCAGAUGUGGAUUGCAAAGGCUGAAUACGACGAGUCCGGGCCAUCAAUUGUGCACAGAAAGUGCUUCUAA
Messenger RNA from Fraxinus pennsylvanica, 1083 nucleotides. The record is from the annotation of a GenBank genome assembly. NCBI's taxonomy places the organism in Eukaryota, Viridiplantae, Streptophyta, Magnoliopsida, Lamiales, Oleaceae.